AUGGAUGAAUCAGAUGAAAAUAAUAGAGGUAGAUGGAAUAAUAACGAAGUCGAUAAAUGUUUCCUCGAAUCGUGUAUCCAAGAAGUUGCUUUAAAUGGUAGAGAAGGGGGAAGUCUUAAGGCGGAAUCUUGGACCAAGGUUAUGAAAGCUCUCAAGAAUAAUUAUAAUUUUGUGGUUUCUCAAAGACAAAUGAAGAAUAGAUACGAUUACUUGAAACAAAAGUAUCAAGCUUGGUUGCCUUUAACUACGAAAACAUGCAAUGUUUACAAUCAUGCGACCAACACCAUCAACAUGACAAAGGAUGAAGCACUAUUUGAUGGAACCACUGCUACAGGGGUUCAUUCUUGGGGACCUAGUUCCCAAGAUCCAAAUCCUAGUACUAGCUCAUUUUCUUCAACUGUUCAAAAUGCGGAACAAAAUAACAUAGAAGAUAUUUUGUGUGGUGAUGAAGAUCAAUAUUUUGUCCAUACUACAGAGACUCAGUCUAACGAUUCCAACCGUCAAUCUCAAGGAGAAAAAUCUAAAAAGAAAAAGAAAAAGAUUCAACAUUCGUCUAGUGAUAAUAAUUUAGUAGAAGAGAUGUCAGCAGCUUUGAAGUUUAUGAUAAAAAAUAAUAGUGGGCCUUCAGUUACAGAUUGCAUUGCUAAAUUGGAUGAACUUGGAUGGGAUAAAGAAGACAUCUUAUAUGUUUCAGCUGUUGUCAAAUAUGCAAAUAUACGAGAUUAUGAUAUUGAUGAUGAUUUAUUGGGAGCAGUUGGUGCACUUGAUGGAACACUCGUACACGCCAUUGUCCCAAUUUCAAAACAAAAUAUGUACAGGGGCUGGGAAGGGGUAACACAUGAUUCAAGAGUUUUAACAGAAACAAUUGCUGAUCCGAGAAACGGUUUUCCAUGGCCUCCCGCUGGAGACUAUCGUCGUAGGCGUGCUUUGACCAAAGAAGAAAAAUUUAACCAUGCUCAUGCUCAACUAAGGAACGUCAUUGAACGAACUUAUGGAGUUCUGAAAAAUAGAUUUCCAAUUUUAGAAACGAUGGCCCCUUUUUCAUUUGACGUGCAGAGAAAUAUAGUGAUUGCUUGUUUUGCGGUGCAUAAUUUUAUAAGAAAAGAGCGUAUUAGUGAUAGAUUUUUUGAGGAGCUUUAUCAACCCAAUGUGCCUUUUGAUGGUGCGAAUGAGGAUGGAAAAGAUCAUGAGAAUGAUGGUACAACAACCGGACCAUGGUGGGGGGAGGAAGACAUGCAGUAUAUGGCAAAUGUCCGUGAUGAGAUAGCAACUCGGUUGAUGCAUUGA
Erythranthe guttata (spotted monkey flower) is the source of this 1287-nucleotide messenger RNA. The record is from RefSeq and is a predicted model, not a curated record. Lineage: Eukaryota; Viridiplantae; Streptophyta; Magnoliopsida; Lamiales; Phrymaceae.